This is a messenger RNA of Penicillium vulpinum, 1047 nucleotides long. RefSeq names its product short chain dehydrogenase/reductase family protein. Lineage: Eukaryota; Fungi; Ascomycota; Eurotiomycetes; Eurotiales; Aspergillaceae. Gene Ontology annotation, molecular function: oxidoreductase activity, acting on the CH-OH group of donors, NAD or NADP as acceptor. The transcript is spliced from 2 exons. The coding region runs from base 1 to 1047 and encodes 348 amino acids. The record is from RefSeq and is a predicted model, not a curated record.
AUGGCACCAAACGCAAAAAAAUGGCCCUCAAGAGAAGGCUUCACAGCUGAUGCUCUAGGCAAUUUCAUCUCCCGGAGUCUGCUAGACCCCUGGAAGUUACUCCCAAUUUUUGCUCUAGUACAAUACACAGCCAAAGGCCGAGAUAUUGCCAAAGCGCGCCCAAAUUUCUACAAGGCCCUGAAACACCUAACAGCCAUAUGUCUUAUCAGCAGACUAGGCAAGUGGCUCGACCAUCGCAUGCUGAACAACAGUGUCAGCGACGUAUACGACUGGAACCGCGAAGUUGUAAUCCUAACUGGCGGUAGCAACGGGAUCGGUCGACGCAUCGCGGAGCUACUUGGGGCACGCGACAUCAAAGUCGCCAUCCUGGAUAUCUCUCUGCCAGCGACCGACGACGUGCUACCAAACAGCGUGCGGUAUUACCAAUGUGACAUAACCUCCACGACAGCCAUCGGAGACGUAGCAACCAGAAUCCGCGCCUCAUUUGGCCGCCCCAGCAUUCUAAUCAACAACGCUGGCAUCUGCACCACCAAAACAAUCCUCAAAACAACCCCAGCCCAGACGCGCCAUGUGUUCGAAGUCAACACACUCGCGCACUACUGGCUCGCACACGAAUUCCUGCCCGAUAUGAUCGAGGCAAACCAUGGUAUGGUUGUUACUGUUGCUUCGCUGGCUGGAUAUAUCGCCACGCCUAAUAUGGUCGAUUACUCGGCGUCCAAGGCUGCGGCUCUUGCGUUCCAUGAGGGACUUGCUGCUGAGCUGGUUACGCGCUACCAUGCGCCUAGAAUUCGAACUGUGCUUGUUACCCAGGGCUUUACUAGGACCAAUUUUCUUGGAGAUUUGACCCCUGAGGAUACUUGGCUUAAUCCCUUGCUUUAUCCUGAGACUGUUGCUGAGGAGCUGGUUAGGCAGGUGCUUAAGGGUGAGAGUGGGCAUAUUGUUGUUCCUGCAUCUGCUGGGUGGAUUGCAAAGCGACUUAGAGGCUUUCCUGGAUGGCUCCAGCAUUCGAUGAGGUGUACGUUGGAGAAGUUGAUGAGGGCUGGUUAG